Stylophora pistillata is the source of this 5962-nucleotide messenger RNA. RefSeq lists its product as uncharacterized. Gene Ontology annotation, molecular function: protein binding. The record is from RefSeq and is a predicted model, not a curated record. NCBI's taxonomy places the organism in Eukaryota, Metazoa, Cnidaria, Anthozoa, Scleractinia, Pocilloporidae.
AAGCGUGAAGAAGCAUUUACUGACUGUAAACCUAAAAAUACAAAGUUUCACCAUUCUGAACAUCUGUUGUGUCUUUGUCAAAAAAUGGAACAUCUACCACACAGGGUGUAAACAGUUCAAAUUGAUUUAAACCAAAACUGCAUGGCCACUGCACACUUUACAGCAAGUCUUUGUGAAGGCAACUGAGGUUAGUGGUGGGCUUGUCCCAUCUGCAGAUUGGUGUAACACUUGACAGUGAACUCGCAGAAUCUGAGGCACGCUGAUUCAGGUAAACGAAAAUGAUUUAGAACUGCUCUUUUCCAUUCCGAUAUUCAAUUCUAUUCGAAGAGAGUGCCUUGCUUCCUUCCAAAGAAUGGGGGCUAAACCCUUUUUUACCAAACAAACUCGCCCGGCUGUUGCAAACAUCUCAAUGUUUCGGAAAAACCUAUCAAGUCAACACAAAAAUACUAAUAUUCUUUUUCUAAACUACAGCAAUUCGUGCUUCCUCGGUAGAGUUUGUAUUCUUUUGAUACAAGCUGAGAAUGGAUGUCUCUUUCUCCAUGAAGCUACUUUUGGUUUUUGUCAUGUUUGAGUGGAUGGAACAAACAAACGCUUUCAACUCUCCAGGAUGUGAGACAAUUGUAAACAGUACACUGAAAAGUCCUGGUUAUCCGAGUGACUACCCCAGCGAUAUGUACUGCGUGUACUCUGUUCCAAUUCCAAAGAACUCUGCACUGAUUAUCACUUUUGAAUACUUCCACCUAGAGAAAGUUGACGGGUUAUCUUGCACACAAGCUGACUAUGUGCAAAUAAAGGCCAGCACUGGGCAAACUCUUGGGACGUACUGUGGCGAGUGGACUGGGAAAACGGUGACCUCAAUAGGAGAAUAUGCUCUGAUAACCUUCCAAUCGGAUUCAAUGUUUCAAGAACGGGGAUUUCUCAUGAACUUUUGGACUGCCCCAAUUGGUAAUCUAACUUUACCUGGAUUCUCUGACGAGUGUGGCUCAGUGGUGAAUAACACACUGAUGAGUCCUGGAUAUCCCAAAGAUUAUCCCAUAGAAUUGGAAUGCAACUAUUCCGUCCCAAUCCCAAAAGGAAAGGCGAUGUUGGUCACUUUCCAUUAUUUCUUAGUGGAGUUCAUUGACUCGUCAUGCGAGUGGGCCGACUCUCUUUUGGUAACAAAUGUAAAGGGCCAGAAGUUAGGUAAAUACUGUGGGGAAUGGACUGGAAAAGAAAUCCUCGUAACUGGUGACUUUGUAUUUAUGACGUUCAUAUCAGACGCAUAUGGUCAGGAGAGAGGAUUUGAGAUUUACUUCACUGCUGUUCCACUUGGCAACAACACAAUGCCUUCGAGUAUAAAAGAAAAAGAGUGUGGCGCAGUGGCAAAUAACUCUUUGAAAAGUCCAGGCUAUCCGAACGACUAUCCAAGCAAUGCACACUGUGUUUACGUAGUUCCCAUUCCUAAACAGACAGAGCUGAUCAUUUCUUUCUUUGAUUUUGAAAUUGAGGAUACUUAUCUUUGUGUAAAUGACUACGUAGUGAUCUCCGAUGAGAAAAACAAGACUAUUGGUAUUUACUGUGGUUACCGCACCGGUUACCAGAUUGUUUUGGAUGGAAAAUACGUCGUGAUAACAUUCCACUCAGAUUACAGUUUACAGUGGAGAUUUUUGCUGUCUUUCAAUUUUGUCCCGAUAGUCUUGCCAAAAGUUAUGUUACAAGUUUCUGUCAUACGAACACUACCAGGAUACAGGUGGUCUUGCCCUGUCAUUGGAACCACUCCUGUAUACACAGCCAUUAAAAUGAACUCCGUGCUACUUACAAAUACAACAAGAACUGCUACAAUAGCGUUACAACUACAAGGGAAUUACUCCUGUAUCGCCUCAAGCAAGCAUGGUUUGGAUGUUAAAAACUUUACAGUGAUUUUUAAUGAUUGCAAACCUAAGUGUAAUUAUGAGUGGAGGCUCUUUUUCGGAAAUACUCUUCUCUGCAAGAACCUAUCGUCGUCAUUGGACGUAAUUCAGUGUGCUCCUGGAACAACUGAAUUCAUGGAUGUGUCUUCUAGCAACUUAGCCAAUGUUUCGGAUGGAACGUUUUCUCAUCUAAAGUCAAUGCGAUUCCUGUAUCUAUCCUCAAACUACAUUGAAAUUUUUCCAGAAAAACUUUUCUCCCAAAUGAUUCGCCUAGAAAAGCUAAACUUGAAAGCAAAUAAAAUUGCUUCUCUUCCGCAAAAUGUGUUUUCUUCGCAGGAGAAACUACAAGUACUGGAUUUGUCUUCAAACGCCAUUCGGGAUCUAUCAAGAGAAUUAUUAUCUCCACUUAAAAACCUGCUUGAGCUUAACGUGGGGUUUAAUAAAAUUCAGAACAUAUCUGCGGAUAUGUUUUCUCCUCUUACAAGUUUGAAAUAUCUGAUCUUGAUCUCCAACGCUAUUUCAUCUCUACCUGCCGAUGUUUUCACCACACUAGACAAACUGGACUUUCUGGAUCUAUCCAUAAAUGGCUUUGCCUUUCAAGCUGACGAAGCGUUGAUCUUGCCAUUGGAUUUGGAGGAACUAUCCCUGCACGCAAACGCCAUCAUGUUUUUACCAGAAGAUGCCUUUCAUGGCUUGGAAUAUCUUGACUGGCUAAGCCUGAAUAACAACAGUAUUCAAAGCCUCUCCGUCAAUGUCUUUUCCAGUCUUCGUUCUUUAACACAUCUGUUGUUGGCCUCAAAUGAUAUUCAUCACCUACCUGCCAUGUUAUUCAGACGUACAGGACGAUUAACUUUUUUAGACCUCUCUUCCAACAAAAUUUCGGAAAUACCAAGCGAUUUGUUUUGUUGCACGUCUAGUUUAGAGACUUUGUACCUCACGUCAAAUAAUAUCACCAAAUUAAGCUGGGAUGUGUUUGCCAGACUUCCAGCGUUAAAGCUUUUAGAUCUGUCUUACAACAAGAUACAGUACUUACCAGAAGGCCUGUUGUGUUGCACGGGCUGGGCCUUCGAAUAUUUUUCCUUGCAGGACAACUCGUUAAGCUAUAUUUCUAACGAGACUUUUGCUAAAUCUACCCACCUUCAAUACUUAUUCUUGAGCGGAAACAACUUGACGACUAUACCAUACCGCGCUUUCUACAAUUUUAUAAAUCCAGAGAUAAUAAUGUUGUCAGACAACCCUAUAAAGACUAUCGAACAAGAAGCAUUCAAAACUGGAUUUUGGGAUCAUUUCACCCUAAGAAUAUACCUUCUGCGGACGAAGUUGAAGAUAUUGAGUCUGGAGUAUCUCUCUGGCUUGAGUCAAUCGUUUGCUAAAAUAGUGAUAAACAGUAGAACGCUUGCAACCGUGCACUAUUUAUCUCGCCAUAAUGGAAAAACCCUCUGUUCAGUUUACCUGAAUCCAAUUGAUUCUAAAGGAGAAGGUAUCUAGGUCGGGAACAUCGACACUCCCAUUGGAAGGGCUUUUGGUGCUGCUUUGAAAGCGUCAGGAUUUGGGCGCGUUCACGUUAUAACCAAGAACCAGAAUACUCAUUUUCCUUGUCCACUGGGGACAUUUUCAAACUCUUCAACUAAAGGAGAACAGGGCUGCACUCAGUGUACCCCGGGUGGUUUUUAUUCAGAUGCUCUCGCCCACGUUGGGAUAAAUUGCAAGAAAUGUCCAACGGGUUCCUAUGUUCCCUUUGAUAAAGCUCCGGGGAAGCAAAAACAAGAUUGCAAAUCUUGCCCUGAAGGAACUGAAACUGACUUUUUCGCUGGUUAUCGUGCCUGCAAAUGUUUGGAAGGAUUUUACAGAACUCACAUGUUCGAAAAGUGCUUCAAAUGUGGACACGGACUGGAAUGUCAAGAUGACUACGCCUCUCUAAAACCUGGUUAUUGGUGGGAUUGGCAGAACGAGUCACACAUAGAUCGCUAUAAAGAUUUCAUAACAAAUCUCCAGCUGUCUCUCCCGGCAUUAGAUAAUUCCAGUGUCCAACUUCCAUAUCCGCUACCAACACCUUUCAAGUGUCCAGUUGAAGGGUCAUGCAAAGGUGGGUUGAACUCUCAGUGCGAGAAAGGUUAUAAGGGACCACUCUGCGCUGUCUGCAGCUCAGGAUACUAUAAACAGCUACAAACCUGCAAGAGGUGCCCUACGAAGAAGCUAAUGAUCGCACAGUUGGCGAUCAUUGGCGCAAUUUUAUUGAUAAUCGCCGCAGUCGUGGUGUGGACGAGCAUGAGAAAGAAGCAAAGCAAUGAAGAAAGUUCCCCUAUGGACAUUUUUUUAUCGAAACUUAAAAUUGUCAUUGGAUUCUAUCAGGUCACGUACGGCCUACUGGAAGCAUUCUCGUACAUAAAAUGGCCGGGUUCUCUGCAAGUUAUUGGCAAGUAUUCUGAAAUACUCCAAAUGAAUGUCCUUCAGGUUGCACCUAUUGAUUGCCUGUACCCUGGCUUGUCUGUCGAUGCGUUUGGAGACUUAUAUGCAACGAUGGCAAUAAAUGCAGCUCUCAUUUGCAUGUCUGGUGCCAUCUACGUUGUUCGGAGAGUGGUCAUCUUGAAGAAUUCACUUUUGGAAGACCACGAAAAGACAUCUAAACUGUCCGAGGCAAAGAAGGCUAUCUACAGGAAUUUGUUUUUCGUCCUUUACGUCACAUACCUAAGCACGUGCACCAAAACAGCUAAUGUCAUGCCACUGACUUGCCGUGAAAUUUGCCGAGACGAAAAAGAAACGGGAUGCGACAGUUUCCUGAAAGGUGAUUACAGCAUUCAGUGUCACGUUCCAAAAUAUAACAAAAUGCUAAUUGUGGCGUACAUCUCCACUGCUUACAUCUUUGUCCUUCCUCUUGCUUCGUUUCUCGUCCUUUGGAGGUAUCGACGGACAAUUAUACAAACAGAGAAUGGCGAGGAAGAGGAAUCUGGCAUGGAAGUUAUCACAGGACUGCGCUUCCUUUUUGAAAACUACAACCCUCGCACGUGGUUUUGGAACUUAUUGAGAUGUCUCGUAAGGUCAUCCUGACUUCUGGCCUGAUACUUGUGGGGAAAGAGAGCAGGUCCUACGUUGGCCUAGCAUGGGUCAUGGCUGGGAUGUAUGGAAUGCUAUUCUCGUGGAACAGACCCAUACAAGACAAGACCGAGAACAGAAUGAUGGCGACCUCUCUUGCAGUUACCGUUGUCAACUUAGGAAUUGGGGCAGUGAGCAAGAUCCCAGCAGAGAACUUGCCAGGCUCCACUGAUGCGUACGUGGACGAAGUUUUGUUCAAGGUUUUGGUGCUGGGGGCCAACACCUUAGUGAUUGGACAAGUUGCUCUUCAGUACGUCCUGCACUUGUACGGAUACUUCAAGGAAUGGUAACAAAAUCCACAGUGGUCCCUCUCCUGUUUCCUGGCCUUGCUCCUUCCCCUAAGUGGUCUGCAGGGGGAAGUGACUGGUAUGGUUGAGACGGAUGUCAUUGAUAAUCAGCUACAAACAGGACAAGAGGACUUGCCUACUCUCGUUGGUGCUGUAAAGGACAGUGGUGUCGUUGAUGUUACACUCGAGGAAGGUGAACAACAACAACAACAACAACAACAAAAAACCACGUUCAAGGAAGGUGAAGAAAUUGGUGAACGCAAGAACGUUAAGACGACUUGCAAUCGUGGUAGCCAGACGGAACUGUGUUUACAAUCUAUCUCAGGGGAUGCAAGGAGUUUGAAUUCACAUUUCUAAGUUCAAAUAUUCGCUUUCAACGCAGGUACCACCGUCAGCAGAUUCUAUACAGAACAGUUAAAUCUAGUAGAGUAUCUAUAUCUAAUGCCCAGUGGUAAUGAUAGUUCUGUCACUCGAAAAGACUUUAAAAGUUAAGGCAACCACAAGGUAGCUGUUAGCUUAUCCUUAAUUAUAGUUCACCACUAAAUUUUCUCCGAUUCUUAUUGGGUUAAAUUGAUCACGUGACACGAUAGUGUUCAUCCUUGGAGAGACAAUAUCAGCCUUUAUAGUUCACCACUAAAUUUUCCCCCGUUCUUAUUGGUUUAAAUCGAUCACGUGACGCGAUAGUGUUCAUCC